Messenger RNA from Nymphalis io (European peacock), 1631 nucleotides. It is a transcript of the gene T3dh, whose product is annotated as hydroxyacid-oxoacid transhydrogenase, mitochondrial. The transcript is spliced from 8 exons. The record is from RefSeq and is a predicted model, not a curated record. Gene Ontology annotation, molecular function: metal ion binding; alcohol dehydrogenase (NAD+) activity. Lineage: Eukaryota; Metazoa; Arthropoda; Insecta; Lepidoptera; Nymphalidae. The coding region runs from base 156 to 1544 and encodes 462 amino acids. Gene Ontology annotation, cellular component: mitochondrion.
UUAUUAUCAGUAGGUACCUUUGAAAUAUAAGUAUAUAGUACGUAUGCAAAUAACAAUUAUUUUCUUUUAUAUAAUAAGUGAAUGUGGAAUGUCUUAAGAUAAGCUAACAUUGAAUAUUUUGAUAUCUUAAUACUUAAAAUUUGCGUUUUUUCGUCAUGGCUGCACGUAAAAGAGUAUUUGAUUUAUUAAGAACUAUUAACGUUGCAACGUGUCAAUGUCCUGCACACAGCCACACAGGAAACUUUCAAGUUACACAUUCAACAUCAUCAAAAGACUAUGCGUUUGAGAUAAAAUGUUCCACAGUGAGGUAUGGACUGGGUGUUACAAAAGAAGUUGGUCAAGACCUAGUCAAUUUGGGGUCAAAAAAUGUCUGUGUCAUGACUGAUUCCAAUGUUGUAACUUUAAGUCCUAUGAAGGCGGUUCUAGAUUCUUUGACAAAAAAUGGAGUUAACUAUAAAGUGUACGAUAAAGUCAAAGUAGAACCUUCUGAUUCAAGUUUCAAAGAUGCUAUCAAAUUUGCAAAAGAAGGUGAGUUUGAUAGUUUUGUGGCAAUUGGUGGAGGCUCAGUAAUGGAUACUUGUAAAGCAGCAAAUCUCUACUAUUGUGACCCUAAUGCUGAAUUUCUUGACUAUGUUAACCAACCAGUGGGCAAAGGAAAGCCGGUUACUGUUCAGCUGAAGCCAUUAAUUGCGAUACCAACAACAAGUGGGACAGGGAGUGAGACAACUGGCAUGAGCGUUUUCGAUUAUGAAGAAAUAAAUGCCAAGACAGGCAUUGCACAUUCAGCGUUACGUCCGAUACUAGCCCUUAUAGAUCCCUUGCACACACUUACUGUACCCCGAAAUGUGGCAAUUUACUCGGGAUUCGAUAUAUUUUGCCAUGCUCUCGAGAGCUUCACAGCCAUACCGUAUACUGAAAGGGGACCUGCUCCGGAGAAUCCGGCUCUCCGACCAGUUUAUCAAGGAAGCAAUCCGAUAUCAGAUGUUUGGUCUCGAUUUUGUUUACAGGCGCUUCAAAAAUACUUUAAACGUUCAGUGAACAACCCGGACGACAUAGAAGCUCGUUCAAGCAUGCAUCUUGCAGCGACGAUGGCUGGCGUGGGUAUCGGCAAUGCUGGUGUUCACCUUUGCCAUGGCUUGGCUUAUCCCAUCGCUGGAAAUGUUAAAACUUAUGUGCCUGAAGACUAUGGAUCUGACCCGAUCAUACCACACGGGUUGGCAGUAACCGUGACAGCGCCAGCUGUAUUCCGUUUCACUGCCGCAAGCGAUCCUGACAAGCAUCUCGAAGCAGCACAGCUCCUCGGCACUGAUAUAUCUGGGAAGAAACAAGCGGAUGCUGGCAACGUCCUCGCUGAUACUAUUCUAGGAUAUAUGGACAAACUGAGUAUUGGGAAUGGUCUGUCAAGUUUGGGGUACAAUGUGGAGGAUAUUCCAAAGUUGGUUAAAGGAGCCUUACCUCAGCAUCGUUUGCUUAAAAUAGCCCCCGUACCACAAUCUGAAGAAGAUUUAACGAAACUUCUAGAGGACUCCUUGACUAUAUACUGAUUGUUAUUAAUAAAACAAUUAAAAUAAUAGUUGUUGUUACUGUUACCAAUUUAUUCAAUGUUAUCAAUAAAAGAAUAUAACAAUUAA